Aspergillus aculeatus ATCC 16872 is the source of this 1461-nucleotide messenger RNA. RefSeq names its product GPI-anchored beta-1,3-endoglucanase EglC (gene bgt2). Gene Ontology annotation, cellular component: fungal-type cell wall; cell surface; extracellular region. The record is from RefSeq and is a predicted model, not a curated record. Lineage: Eukaryota; Fungi; Ascomycota; Eurotiomycetes; Eurotiales; Aspergillaceae. Gene Ontology annotation, biological process: cell wall organization. Gene Ontology annotation, molecular function: glucan endo-1,3-beta-D-glucosidase activity; 1,3-beta-glucanosyltransferase activity. The coding region runs from base 1 to 1461 and encodes 486 amino acids. The transcript has 2 exons.
AUGGCCCUUGCGGCCUCUACUGCCGAGGCUGUCUCCCAGGGUUUCAACUACGGCAACAAGAAGGCCGAUGAGAGCUCCAUGUUCCAGGCCGACUUCGAGGCCUCCUUCAAGGCCGCGAAGGGUCUGGUUGGCACUGACGGUGGCUUCACCAGCGCUCGUCUCUACACCAUGAUCCAAGCCUACAGCACCAACACCCCCAUCGAGGCCAUCCCCGCUGCCAUCGCUCAGGACACCUCCCUCCUGCUCGGUCUGUGGACCUCCGGUGGUGGCAUGGCCAACGAGCUCGCUGCCCUUAAGUCCGCCAUCUCCGAGUACGGUGAGGACUUCACCAAGCUCGUUGUCGGUAUCUCCGUCGGCAGUGAGGAUCUCUACCGCAACUCCGUCGAGGGUGUUGAGGCCUCUGCCGGUGUCGGUGUCAACCCCGACGAGCUCGUCGAGUACAUCCAGCAGGUCCGUGACCUGAUCGCCGGCACCGGACUGGCUGAUGUUCCCAUCGGCCACGUCGACACCUGGGACUCCUGGACCAACACCUCCAACUCGGCUGUCAUUGAGGCCGUCGACUGGCUCGGUUUCGAUGGCUACCCCUUCUGGCAGUCGACCUUUGAGAACGACAUCAGCAACGCCAAGCAGCUCUUCCUCGAAUCGUGGGAGAAGACCAAGGCCGUCGCCGGCAGCAAGGAGGUCUGGAUGACCGAGACCGGAUGGCCCGUCAGCGGUGACUCUGAGGGUGAUGCGGUCGCCAGCGCUGCCAACGCCAAGAUCUACUGGGAUGAGGUUGGUUGCCCUCUGUUCGGCAACACCAACACCUGGUGGUACAUCCUCCAGGACACCGACGGUGCCACCCCCAACCCUAGCUUCGGCGUUGUCGGUAGCACCCUGAGCACCACUCCUCUGUACGACCUGUCUUGCAAGAACUCUACUUCUUCCGCCACCUCCACUGCUUCUUCGUCUUCUGCCUCUGCCACCGGUUUCUCUGGUAAGACUACUGGAUCUUCCAGCUCCGGCUCUUCCGCCUCUGGCUCCGGCUCUUCUGGCUCCAGCUCUGGCGCUUCUGCCUCCGGCUCCGGCUCUUCUGGCUCCAGCUCUGGCGCUUCUGCUUCCGGCUCUGGCUCUGGCUCUGGCUCUGGCUCCGGUUCCGGCUCUGGCUCCGGUUCCGGCUCCGGCUCCGUCUCUGGCAGCUGGGGUGGCCGCAACGGCACCUGGGGCAGCCACGGCAACGGCACUUACCCCGGCUUCCGCCCCUCCGCCAGCUCCGGUCUGACCCCCUCCGCCAGCGCUGCUGCUGGUAGCUCCGGCUCCUCCGGUUCCAGCUCCAGCUCCGGCUCCAGCUCCGGCUCCAGCACCGGCACCUCCGCUGCCGCCGCCUCUUCCUCCGGCCUCUUCACCGGUGGCUCCGGCCGUGUCCUCCCCGGCUCUCUCCUCGGUGCCGUCGUCGGCAUCCUCGCCCUGGCUGUCUUGUGA